Messenger RNA from Parathielavia appendiculata, 4566 nucleotides. Its product is annotated as HET-domain-containing protein. The coding region runs from base 1 to 4566 and encodes 1521 amino acids. Gene Ontology annotation, molecular function: acyltransferase activity, transferring groups other than amino-acyl groups. NCBI's taxonomy places the organism in Eukaryota, Fungi, Ascomycota, Sordariomycetes, Sordariales, Chaetomiaceae. The transcript has 4 exons. The record is from RefSeq and is a predicted model, not a curated record.
AUGAUGUCCCCGGGCUAUCGCCGCGGGGCGGCCAGCACGUCCUCGAUGCACUCCUACCUCUCCCCACGUCGACCGUGGGUGCGAUUCCUCCGGCCCAUUCUCCCGAGCUUCGUCGCCGACCCUAUGUUCUCCGAGCACCGUCAAACAUGGAGGCUGCACCCGACCUCGUACCUCGACGGUCUGCGCGGCAUCGCGGCCAUAAUUGUCUUCAUCUGCCACUACACCGAGAACAACUUCGCCGCGCUGGUGCCGUCGUACGGCCUCGGCGACCCGGAGACGACGCCUUCCUCGUGGAUCCAGCUGCCCUUUCUGCGCGUCGUGUUCUCGGGCAGGCCCAUGGUCCACAUCUUCUUCGUCAUCUCGGGCUUCGCGCUGUCGUACAAGCCCGUCAAGGCGUUGCACGCGCGCGACCUGGAGAGGUGCUACGCCGCGCUGGCGUCGUCGACGUUUCGCAGGGCGUUUCGGUUGUUUGGACCGUGCAUCGUCUCGACGUUUAUGAUCAUGUGUCUGCGCCAGAUGGGGUAUCUGGUGCCCACGGAGCCGACGCUGUACGGAGCGCUAUGGAGGUGGAAGGAUGCCGUGUUCCAUUCCAUCACCUGGCCGUGGGCCUGGGAUUUUGACUUGAGGCCCAACUUUGACGUGCACUUAUGGACGAUACCCAUCGAGUUUGCGCAUUCGAUGCUGUUGUUCAUGGUGCUGUUGAUGUUGUCGAGGGUGCGGAUGUGGAUACGCAUGGCGUCGGUCUUUGGGCUGAUGGUCUACUGCCUGACGUGCGGGAAAUGGGCCGGGUUUGAGUUUCUGGCUGGGCUGUUUUUGGCCGAGAUCCAUGUACUCCGGGCCGGUGCGAAAUCGAAGGAGGGCGAGGACAACGAGGAAGAGACCGAUUGGCCGCUGAAGACUUUCCAGGUCUGCAUCAUUUUGAUCGGCCUGUUCCUUGCGGGGUGGCCGAACGAAGGCGCCGAGUUUACGCCUGGGAUCCGAUAUUUCCUGGCGCAGACGCCGUUUCCGUUCGCCACGAUGGACCCUCUUGCGCCGCAGAAAUACUGGUUCGCCUUGUCAGCCGCCGCGGCGGUUUGGGUGAUCGGAGACCUCGAUUCUCUCCGGAGCCUUUUUGAAAGCCCGUUCGCGCAGUACCUUGGGCGGAUCAGCUACGCCGUGUAUAUCUGCCACGGACCGGUCGAGGAGCUGUUCAGGGAUCAGUUACUUGGCAACCCCUUGGUUCCAGCCUGGGGAGAACCCGGGGCACCCGAAUAUGUCCCGGAAAAACCAGCAAGAGGAGUCAAAGGUCUUAUCGGCGUCGAGACCAUCACCCAGAUAACGGUUAGCUGGUUUAUAGGGCUUUGGCUCUUGGGCCCGCUCGUCAUCUGGGUGGCAGACCUCUUUUGGCGGGCGGUCGACAGCCGGAUUAAGCCGGAAUGGCAUGCAUACUUCCGUUACAGUCUGGAGUCGAGGAAAUGGAGGCUGAUAGGCCCGAGCAGCCUACGCCCCGAAUUCAGGCCCACCCCUGUGGGAGAUAACGUCUCUUUGCGGACCGUCGACUUCUCUGACAACCCGGCGGUGAUGCAAGUGUCGACCACCCUGAGGCGUCUAUGGCUCGUCGAUCCGAGCGCCCUAGGGAUUGGCACCGCCGAAUUGGAGCGUCAAUCUCAGUCCCUUGAGAAGGUAUUCCGCGAGGUUACCAUCAAGAUUGGAAACUGGAUCGCCCAAACACCAGCAAACGACCGGUGGUUUGAUGAAGUCUGGAAAUCUCACACCGACCUGACUCUUCUUGAUCCUCCCGAGGGCUCACAGACCGAAAUCGACAAUAGCGAGCCCGGCCAGGGUCCUAUCUUUACCACGUUCAGACGACAAGUGUACGGUAUCUAUGAUCACGUUUUCUGGGAUGUCUAUCACUCCCUGAAGGAUGCAACGGAAGAGGAGAUCGGCGAGUUCAAGCCACCCAACACCACCGUCAUGGUUCUUCGGCUGUCAGAUGACGGCUCUCCUAUCCCCCAUAUCUUUUCGACUGAUACUUUUGUGUAUCCGGUGUGGAUUGCUCCCAAGACGACGCUCAUGUUCUCCAUCGAUGGACAAGAGAAGGUUCUGACGCCCGAAGGCCACGCCUGGAGGUUUUCACUGUGGUUCCGGGCGGGCAAAAUGGUAACCAUCACACCUGAGGACGAGGCUGGUGAAAGACGCGGUCGCGUUGUCGCUGUGCUUGCCUUGGGCCAAUGUGAAGCACGGUCUCUGCCCAAGGUUGCCCCCGACGACCACAUCAUCGGGCAUUGUGGCCAAGACGCAUCGGACGCAGAGCCGUGGCAGCCAUCAUUCGACGGAGAUGAGUCGAAUCCGGACGUGCCGGUGGCAUGGCCCGAGGCCGACCAUCUGGCCAGGGCUAUCUUCCUCCAAGCUGGCGACGCCGUUGACAGAUGCGGCUUCAACGAAGAAUAUUCCGCCGAGGAGGACGGGCUGAUAGACCAACUGGCGAACCCGAAGGUGGACGGUCAGCAGGAGUAUUCUUCGUUGUACUCACCACUUCCAAACAACAGCAUCCGGAUAUUGGUUAUCGAACCUGCGUUGGCCGAGGAAGAAAAUCUCCGGACGCGGUUGGUCGUUGCUUCGCUUGACGAUAAACCCAGCUACGAGGCGAUAUCCUACACCUGGGGGGAUCCGUCGGACAAGAUACUCCUACUGUGCAACAGUGCUCGAGUCCCAAUUCCAAAGAACCUUGAGGAUGCCCUGAAACAUCUCCGCCACUCCAAUCAGCCUCGCUAUGUGUGGGCUGACUCAGUAUGUAUCAACCAGGAAGACAUCCCCGAGCGGGGACAGCAGGUGUCCAUCAUGCGGCACAUUUACCGGAACGCAAAACGUGUGCUUGUCUGGCUCGGGCUCGACAAACACAACCAGGCCAGCACGGCUUUCACGGCUGUUUGUGACAUUGUUCGCGCCUGGCGCCCCGACGGCGACAAACUCGGGUUCUCUGGCUACGCCAGCCUUUUGGAACCCAUGGGGGAAGAUGGACUUGCUCGAGUACGCGGUGCUGUCGACCAAAAGGCAUGGGAAGCCCUCCGAGCCUUGUUUGAGACGGGCUAUUUCCAGAGAUUCUGGAUCAUCCAGGAACUGGCGCUGGGAAGUUCGGCCGUCGUCUUCUGGGGCCGCCACCACAUAGCUUGGGGACUGAUUGGAAUCUGCGCAGCCUGGAUGAUGAGCAGCGGAUGGACAUUUCACCACGGCGAGCCCAUCACCGCCGCUUACAACGCCUUCCUCAUCUACGUGCUUCCACUCGCCAAGCGCAGCGGGAUCUCAGCGUUCUCAAAACUUGACUUGUCCGUGGUCCUGGGCACCACCAUGGGCCGCUUCGGCUCGACCGACGCGCGGGACCGAAUCUACGCCCUCCUCGGCAUGCCGUUUGCCGGCAACGACCCCGAUAGCCAGCCGCUGCUCAAACCCGACUACAGUCAAGACGUCCGCUCCGUGUACAUCCAAGCGGCCAAGCGCAUCCUGGAGCAGGACAAGCAUCUGCGUGUGCUCAGCGCAGUGCAGCACGGCGCCGAGAUUGAUCCGUCCUACCCCUCGUGGGUGCCCAAAUGGCACCAGCCGCUCCCCGCCGAACCGCUCGCGCUGCGAGAUGAGCAGGGCUACUACGCCAACGGCGGUGAGCUCUUCUGUCCGUCACCCUCAACCUUCAACGACGAUAACAACCUCGAAUCCCUCACCCUGACCGGCCUCCUCUGCAGCACCGUCACCUCCACCAGCCCACCCCUCCUCGACAACACCCUCAACGCCAACAACAGCAACAACAACAAACUUCUGGACCCGCCCCAUGCCAAAGCUCUCACAGCCCUCCUCGCCUCUCUGAACUCAGAAGCAAACCAGUUCCGCUCUUCGUGGAGCGCCACUCUCGAGCGUUUUACCCUAUUCGGUUUUCGCGACCCCGACAUGCAGGCCGAGAAACUCCUCUCGAAAGGGUCCAUGGCCGUCGCGGUGUGCGCACAGCCGGGGAAAUAUGGCACGCCGAGGGAGGCAGCCGAGGUGCUGGACGGCGAGAGGGCGCGGGGGGAUCACCUGGGCGAGUUUCUUUUGUAUUGGCGGGAGAGGGCUUCGUGGCGGGAGGUCGAGUUGAGGAGGAUGGUGGAGGAAGCGGGGUUGGGGUUGGAGGUGGAUGGGUUUCAGGGAGGAGGAGAGCAGGGGACGGAGGUGUAUGUGAGGGAGCGGGCGCUGUGUAGCGUGAAUGCGAUGGUUGGGCGGCGGGCGUUUGUGCUGGAGGAUGGGUUGGUUGGGCUGGGGCCGGCGGCGGCGAGGGAGGGGGAUGUGGUGGUUGUGUUGUUUGGCGGGGUGGUGCCGUUUGUGCUGAGGCCGGCUGAGCGGGCGGAUGGGAGGCGAGGAUGGCGGUUGGUGGGCGAGUGCUUUGUGCCUGGGCUGAUGCAGGGUGAGGCGGUCGAGCGGGCUGGCUUGCUUGCGGAGGGAACGUUUGAGAGGGGUGGGGAUGGCUCGCUAAGGCUGACUCCAACGCCGCACGGAGUGCCGGAUCCGAGGUUGGAGAGGAAGGUGGGCGAGCAUGGUGUUGUUGCUUUUGAGAUUUGGUAA